This is a messenger RNA of Musca domestica (house fly), 2625 nucleotides long. RefSeq lists its product as uncharacterized. NCBI's taxonomy places the organism in Eukaryota, Metazoa, Arthropoda, Insecta, Diptera, Muscidae. The coding region runs from base 1069 to 1359 and encodes 96 amino acids. The transcript is spliced from 2 exons. The record is from RefSeq and is a predicted model, not a curated record.
GCGGCCAGCUAGCAAGCAGUUGCUGCUUUUGCUUUCAGCUAGACAAGACGAUUGCCUGAUUGUUUGACUCUUUGCCUCCACAGUGUGGGGUCUCCGGUAUGGGCCAGAGCAAAAACAACAAUCAUAAUAACAAUACAAUAAACACAACGCCGUCGCCGUCGUCGGCACUCGAAAAAGCAGCAGCAGCAGUAGUAGUAGUAGCUGUAGUAGUAGGUCGUUUUGUUAUGGCGUUUCGCUGAAAGUGGGGGCUCAGCUAGAUUUUUGCAAACUGACAGCUUAGUGUGCUUUUAUACCUAGACUACGAUAGUUCGUUCAGUCGUUCUCAUCGAACAGUAAACGGUCGUUAUAUGUUAUUUACAUACGAUACGAAUGCGUUUUGUUAAACAAAUUCUCUACAAAUAAACAAAUUAUUACUUUUUUCCAUACCUACCAAAUGUGUGAAUGUAUUUGUGUAGUUUGGGGGUUAUAAUACAAAAAAAAUCGCAUAAAUAACCAAUUAAAUGGAAUUUAUUGAAGAAGAAAAAAUUGAGUGUAUUUGCGAUUAUUAGUUAAGCAAAAAUUCCAAUAAAAUCAAAAAAAAAAAAAAAAUCUGUGACAUAGUGAUAAAACAAGUUAAGCUAACGAAGGAAAAACGACAACAUCAUUUCAUAACCAAGCAUAUUUGUUUAAAGUCGUCUCACGGACCACCGCCUAUCCAACUCCCCUAAGCCCACAGUCAACAGUUGUUUGAGAACAUAAAAAAUCUCAUGGUGAUAUAUACAAAGUAACAACAACAAUAACAGCGAAAAACACAUUAUCGCCAUUAGAUCCCCCCGAAGCAGUGCACUACCACUGGACUACUGGUCAAGUCUAGUUAUUGCUGGACAUAGAGUUUCGAGUGCAAAAUAAAGCAAAACCAAAACAAAACUUUAACUUGAAACUUUGCUAUACACCAACAACUACUACCAGCUUGGAAUAGCAGCAACAACAUUAUUGGUUGGAUACGUGUUCACAAUUUGGAUUUAGAAAUCAAGUAGAUAAAUUUUUUACACCCCACAAACCAAAACGACGACGACGACGACAACAACAAUGGAUAUGGCUGGAGGUAUACACGAUCCCAAAUGGAGCUUAGAACGCCGUGAAUCAUCUGGGCAUUUGGUAUGGCGAAAAGAAUCGCCCAGUGCUCGUAUUCGCUUUCGUUUUGAUGUGGAAGUUCUGGAAUUCGAAAAACAUCCACACGAAGAUAUGGAUCAUCAUGAGAGUGGAAUAUCUUUGAGCAAUAUCUCGUCGACAGUUGUUAUGUGCGCUACAUGUGUAGCGGCUGUGGCCGUAAGCGUAUUCUUACCUUGGUAUUUAAUGGAAAAGGUUGGAAGUUUUUAAAAUCUGAUUCUUACUGAUGUUACUUACUUUUGCUCGAUAAGAAUUAGGCUCAAAACUAAAGAGAAGUGUGUGUUUAAAAAUACAUACGUAUGAUUGUAUAAUAAUUACUAUUUUGUAUUUUGGUAUGGAAAACAACAAAAGCAAAUAGUUUGUAAUUCGUUGAAAGAAACUUAAAUUGUAGCCUUGGAAAGAAGGCUGUUAAAACAACAACAUGCAACGUUGCAUUGUUGCAAGUGAAACUAUAUUUUUUGUGUAUAUUUAUCUGUAUUAUACAGAUACAUCUGUGAUGGAAGUAACCUAGUUAUGUAAAUAUGUAUAUGAUGACUGUAUGUAUUUUUAUUUUAAUAUUAUUCUACUUUUGAUCAAAAUUUCUUUUUAAAUUUGUGAAAAUUGAGACAAAAGAUGAAGUGGCGAGUUAAUUUACUUUCCCAAAGUUUUUUUCCAAAAAAAAAAAAAUCGAAAUAAAAAAAUUGGACAUCUAAAUUUUGUAUUUCCAAUGAUUAUUUUGAUGAAUAAACUUAAAAAAAAAAAUAAAUAAAUUUUGUAUUUCCAAUGAUUAAUUUGAUGAAUAAACAAAAUAAUUAAUUAAAAUUAAUAACACAAAACGUUAAACUUUCGCCUUUAAUUCAUAUGCCAUUUUCAUUCUUGUAUCAAUUUUCCCAAGUAUUUAUUAUUUUUAUAAAUGUUUUUGCAUAGGUCCAUAUUAGAGUAUGAAAAUCUGUGGGAUCGAAAACAUUAAUUUAGCUUUCCAUGACACCUUUAUCUCCUUGACAACCCUAAGACAUUAAUAAUAGUUGACAUGACAUUUUCCAACUCCUUUCCUAUAAGACUAACAACUUGUGAGACUGAGAAGAAUACGAUCUUUAAAUGUGAAAGUCUCAAAGAGAAUGGUUACCAAAAACAAAACUUUUCACUUGGCAUACUCUAAUAAAGAGCAUUAAUUUUUUGGCGUUUUCAUUAUUCUAUUAUUUAUAUUUGAAUAUUAUUAUGAAGUACAUGCUCUGUUGUAUCAUAUUUUCUCUUAGCUUAAAUGUAAACAAACUUAACAAAUAAUUAAUUAAUUAAUAUUAAUUUUUGUUUAUAUAAAGUGGGUUUGAACAUUUUUAUCUUAUACUUGGUAUAUUUGUUAUAUGUAUGUAUGUUUGUUUGUAGUUAGUAUUAAUUAGUAAUGUAAGUUCGAACUGCCCAGAAUUGUAAAAUAUGAAUAGGUUCACAAAGAAGUGUAUCAAACUAAAGUUUAUUAAGUAAAUAUAACAUUAUUAAUGA